AUGAUACUGACAUUACUGAUAACAAUGAUAACGACGACAAUCGAUCCGGAAUAUGUUUUCUCACCGAAAAAUGCACAAUGGCGCUACGAGAAAAAGAUCCUAAGUGAGCAUUGGCCUUUAAAUGAGCAGGAAUUUUGGCCUGGAAAAAGUUACGACUAUGCAGGAUAUGUUGAUAUUAUAGCUGCCGGAAUAAAACAUCCAAAAUUUGGACGACCAAACAUGUUAGUGAUGAAGUAUUUGGAUGAGUUAGAACGGAUCAAUCAGUAUAUUAUUCAUAAUAUUACAAUAUCAGUAAUACAUAAUGAUAUGGUAUAUGAAGUUGGUUUUACCGAUUUGUGUAUGUCAUAUAAUUGGAAAUGUUUUAUGAACGAGCAUGUGACAAUGCUUAUGCCUAAAGAACGAUGGGGAAAUUUUGGUCCAAAAUUAGCUGAAUUCACCAAUGAUAUCAUCGCUAAAGAGGUUAAAAUAACUUAUCCGAUCGGUUGGCGUGGAACUGAACCAAUCUAUUUUGGUGCAUUAAUUGGUGCACCACAUAUCAUUGAUGAAGAAGGUCAUUUCAAUUUUGUGCGAGCUGUUCGACUGACCUAUAAUGUUCGUGAUGAAAAAGUUGGUAAUAUCAGUUAUUUGUGGCGUAAGAAAGUUGUCGAUUUCUUGUCUAACGUCAAGAAUCCGCCAUCCGACAUUCUGGAAUUCGGUAUGUUCCAUAACGAAAGUUUACCGGAAGGUUUACAAGAAGUUGCCGAUUCAUUAUCACCAAAAUUUGCAAUAACUUGCAUUGUUCUAUUUUCACUUUGCGCAUUAAGCGCAAUUGUUUUGUACAGACACGAUGAUGGCUUUGUUGCAAUCGAUUGGGUACGUAGCAAACCGGCAAUUGCAUUAGCCGGUAAGAUUUAUUCUCGUUUAUCAUCCGUUUUUUAA
This is a messenger RNA of Acanthocheilonema viteae, 918 nucleotides long. Lineage: Eukaryota; Metazoa; Nematoda; Chromadorea; Rhabditida; Onchocercidae. The record is from the annotation of a GenBank genome assembly.